Messenger RNA from Vigna unguiculata (cowpea), 273 nucleotides. The record is from the annotation of a RefSeq genome assembly. NCBI's taxonomy places the organism in Eukaryota, Viridiplantae, Streptophyta, Magnoliopsida, Fabales, Fabaceae.
AUGGUAAAAAAGUCAUUUAUAUCUGUUAUUUCACAAGAAAAAAAAGGAAAAAAACCAGGAUUGGUUGAAUUUCAAAUAUUCAAAUUUACCAAUAGAAUACGAAGACUUACUUCACAUUUUGAAUUGCACCGAAAAGACUAUUCAUCCCAAAGAGGUUUACGUAAAAUUUUGGGAAAACGGCAAAGAUUACUGUCUUAUUUGUCAAAGAAAGAUGGAAUACGGUAUAAAAAAUUAAUCAAUCAGUUUAAUAUUCGGCAGUCACAAAUUCGUUAA